Messenger RNA from Camelus dromedarius (Arabian camel), 4601 nucleotides. It is a transcript of the gene FAM185A, whose product is annotated as family with sequence similarity 185 member A. The transcript is spliced from 8 exons. The record is from RefSeq and is a predicted model, not a curated record. The coding region runs from base 245 to 1423 and encodes 392 amino acids. Lineage: Eukaryota; Metazoa; Chordata; Mammalia; Artiodactyla; Camelidae.
GGUGGGAGUAGGCGAGGAGUCCCAGUCGGUGUAGCUAGUUUGAGCUUUGAAAUUCCAGCUUGCCGCCGAGGUUUGUGCCGCUGAGGUUUAAAUUGCUGAGCGCAGUGAGCCGUAUUGCUGUUGCUUCAGCAAAGCCUCGCAAAUGUCUCCCUUUUGACUUGAGCCGGCAGAGUAGCCAAGUUUACUGGCCGUGGCGAGACUGGCCUGUGGCUGAGGGGAUCUGAGUGGGCGUGAGGGACGCGCCAUGUUCGCCCUCGGCUCGGGAUGGGGGCUGGGCUGCCUCUGGCUCAGUCAGCUCAGAGUCUGGGCCCGCGACGCCGCCGGGCGCUGGGCGCUUGGGGCUUGUCAGGCCCGGCUGUGCUGCUCAGGUGGCGGCGAGGGCAGGCCCGGGUCCGAGCCCGAGGUCUCUCCAUUUGGCCCCACGCGCCAGACUCUGAAGGAGUGGGCGCUGCUGGUGAGCCCUUUCGGUCGGCUGCGGGCGCGGCUCCCGUGCCACCUGGCCGUGAGGCCCCUGGACCCCCUCACCUACCCGGACGCCGACCGCGUGCUGGUCGCGGUGAGCGGAGUGGAGGGCAGGGCGCGGGCCCUGGCCGGCCUGCAGGUGGAGUAUGACGAGGCGCUGAAGGAGGUGGCCAUCGUGUCUGACGUCAUCGACCCCCAGGCGUCCGUGGAAGUGACCGCGCCCCUGAAAUUCGAUUUGAAUAUCAAGUCAUCAGGGUCUGGCUGUGUGAAAGUCCAAAAUAUUGAGUGUGAUAAUUGCAAAAUUGAAACUGAGCAGGGGACUAGCAUCUUACAGUCUGUUAAGAGUCCACAAUUACACGUUCAAACAAAAGGAGGAAAAGUGAUCUGUCUGGGAACAAUUUAUGGAAAUAUAAAUAUUCAUGCAUCAGAUAAAAGUACUGUGACCAUAGAUAAACUUCAAGGAAGUUCUGUUAAUAUAUCUACUGAAGAUGGUUUGCUGAAAGCCAAGUAUCUUUACACAGAAUCGUCAUUUCUAUCUUCUGCUGCUGGGGAUAUUACAUUAGGAAGUAUUCAUGGUAAUAUAACACUACAAAGCAAGAUGGGUAACAUCACGGUAGGUUCGUCUUCUGGAUGUCUAAAUGCUUCAACUCAUCAGGGUGCCAUAGAUGUUUAUGUCAGCCAGCUGGAGAAAGUGGAAUUGAAAUCCCAUAAAGGCUCCAUUCUUGUCAAGGUUGCAUCUUCUCUUCAAGCUUAUUUACAGUUAUCAGGGAAAGAAAUUGAUGUGAACCCAGAAUUCCGUGUUGAAGAAAUGGAUGAAGCUCAUAAAGAUGAUGGUGUAAUAAUUACUGGGCUCAUGAAUCAAGCAAGCAAACAUGAAAAGUGGAUUAAGGCUGAUGCCCCAAAAGGCACUGUAACUUUUAGAAGUCAAAGCUGGUUUCAGUCCCUGAAACUGAAGGACUAAGAAUGGUUUGAGUUGUAUUUCUAAUUUUUAACAAUGAUAAGUAGGUCUGUGACUAUAAAAAUGUAAAUAACCACUAUCCCUAUAAAUGUUGAAAACAACAAAUUGGAAUGAAUACUGGUGACUUGUCUUAAGAAAGUCUUUUCAGAAUUUGUACUUAGCUGUUAUAUUAGUUUUCUAUUGUAAAAAAUUACUACAAACUUACUGACUUAAAAUAACAUCUGUUUACCCUGGGGUAUCCUGGACACCCCACUUACAUUAAUGGGCAUAUCAUCCAGAGAGAAAAUCAAUAAGAAAACACGAGCCUUAAAUGAUACAUUAGACUAGAUGGAACUAAUUGUUUGAUAUAGAACAUUCCAUCCAAAAGCCGCAGAAUACACAUUCUUUUCAAGUGACAUGGAACAUUUUCCAGGAUAGAUCACAUGCUGGGCCUCAAAAAAAGCCUCAGUAAAUUUAAGAAAACUAAAAUUAUGUCAAUCAUCUUUUCCCACCAUGCUGUGAGACCAGAAAUCAACUACAAGAAGAAAAACUGCAAAAAACCACAAACACAUGGAGGCUAAAUAAUAUGCUACUAUAAACAGCCAAUGGAUCACUGAAGAAAUCAAAGGAAAUUUAAAAAUACCUAGAGACAAAUGAAAACAAAAACAAUGACCCCAAAUCUAUGGGGUGCAGCAAAAGCAGUCCUAAAAGGGAACUUUAUAGCAAUACAAGCCUACCUCAGAAAACAAGGAAAAACCCAACCUAUCGAAACUAGAAAAAGAACAAACAAAAUCCAAAAUUAGAUGGAAAUAUAUACCAUUUCAUGGAUUGGAAGAAUAAAUACUGUAAAAUGACCAUGCUACCCAGGCAAUCUACAUAUUCAAUGCAAUCCCUGUCAAAACACCAAGGACACUUUAUACACAACUAAAACACAAAUAAUUCUAAAAUUUUUACGGAAACACAAAAGGCCUCAAAUAGCCAAAACAGUCUUGAGAAAGAAGAAAAGAACUGGAGAAGUCAUGCUCCUUAACUUCAGACUACACUAACAAAGCUACAAUAAUCAAAACAGACAUAUCAGUGGAACAGAAUAGAGAGCCCAGAUAUAAACCCACAAACUUCUGGUCAAUUAAUCUAUGACAAAAAGAGGCAAGAGUAUCCAGUGGAAAAAAAGACAGUCUCUUCAAUAAGUGGUAUUGAGAAAACCGGACAGCUACAUGUAAAAGAAUGUAAUCAGAAUAUUUUCUAACACCAUAUUCAAAACUAAACUAAAAGUGGAUUAAGGACCUAAAUGUAGUAUCAGAAAACGUAAAACUUCCAGAAGAAAGCAGAGGCGGAACACUCUUUGACAUAAAUCAUAGCAAUAUUUUUUGGAUCUGUCUCCUAAAGCAAAGGAAUAAAAGCAAAAAUAAACAAACUGGACCUAAUUAAACUUAAAAGCUUCCACACAGCAAAGGAAACAAUCAACAAUAUAAAAAGACAGCCUGCUGAAUGGGAGGAAAUAUUUGCAAAUGAUAUGACCGAUAUCUAAAAUAUAUAAACAGCUCUAACAACUCAACAUCAGGAAAACAAACAACCUGAUUAGAAAAUGGGCGGAAGAACUGAAUGGACAUUUUUUUUUCCAAAGAGGAAAUGCAAAUGGCCAACAGGCACAUGAAAAGAUGCUUAACAUCGCUAAUCAGGAAAAUGCAAAUCAAAACUGCAACUAAAAACAAAUAAUUCUAAAAUUUUAUGGAAGCACAAAAGACCUCAAAUAGCCAAAACAAUCACCUCACACCUAUCAGAAUGGCUAUCAUGAAAAAGUCUACAAAUAACAAAUGUUAGUGAGCAUAUGGAGAAAAGGGAACCCUUGUAUGCUGUUGAUGGGAAUGUAAAUUGGCACAGCCACUAUGGAAAAGGAUAUGGAGAUUUCUCAAAAAACUAAAAAUAGAACUACCACAUGACCCAGCAAUUCCACUCCUGGGUAUAUAGCCAAAAGAAAAAAAAAAAAGGAAAACCCAGAAACACGAAUUCAAAAAGAUAAAAAAAUAGUUGUAUCCCAGUGUUCGUAGCAGCAUUACUUACAAUUGCCAUUACUUGUAAACAGCCUGUGUCCAUCAACAGAUGAAUGGAUAGAGAAGUAUAUAUACAUACAAUAGAACACUACUGAGCCAUAAAAAAGAAUGAAAAUUUGCCAUUUGCAGCAACAUGGAUGGACUUGGAGGACAUCAUGCUACGUGAAAUGAGUCAGACAGAGAAAGACAAAUACUGUAUGAUACUGCUUAUGUGUAGAAUCUAAAAAAUAAGACAAAUUAGUGAAUAUAACAAAAGAGGAGCAGACUCACAGGCGAACAAACUAGUGGUUACCAGUGAGGGAGAGGGAGAGGCAAGACAGGGGUGGUGGGCUAAGAGGUACAGACUACAAUGUAUUAAAUAAAUAAGCUACAGGGAUAUAAGUACAACAAAGGGAAUAUAGCCAAUAUUUUAUCAUAACUAUAAAUGGAACAUAACCUUUAAAAAUUGUCAGUCACUAUGUUGUACAACUGAAACAUAUAAUAUUGUAUAUCGAAGUAACUCAUUUAAAAAAAAUUUAAUACAAUUAGUUAUAAAGCUGAAAAAAAAUUAAGUAAAAUAACAGCUGUUUAUCAGCUUAUAGUUCUGUAGGUCAGGACCUCAGUGUGGUUAGGUUCUCUGCUCAGGGCAUCCACAAGGCUGGACUCAAGGUUUUGGCCAGGCUGAGUUCUCAUCUGGAUGAUUUGAGAAAUAAUCUACUUCCAAGCUCAUUCAUAUUGUUGGCAAAAUCCAGUUCCUUGUGACUGAGAUCUCUGUUUACUUGCUGACUGUCAGUAGGCAAUCACUCUAAGCUUCUAGAGGCCAUCUCCAUCUUCAAGCCAGCAAUAAUCCAUUCAGUUCUUAUGCUUUGAAUAUCUUUGCUCUUUUACUGCAAGCAGCUUGUGAUAACUCUGCUUUUAAAGAGCUCAGAGAAUUGAGACAGUCCUACCCAGGAUAAUCUUUGUUUUGACAUGUAAUGCAAUAUGGUAUGAUGUCAUUUUCAUAGUUUCCACUCAAAGUCAAAAAGAAGAAAUUAUACAAAGAUAUAGGUAAAAGGAGACACUUACUUUAGAAUUCUUUGUAUGAGAGCUCUCAUAUAACAUGUUUUCUACUUAGUACUUAUUGUGACAUCAAUGUAAGUUUAAGCUGUGAAUAAAACACAUUGUAAAUAUGA